UUUUUCUUUCUUUUAUCUGUGGUAAAUGUCAUUGAACAUGUGAAGAAAUUUUAUCAACAAAAAAAUACAGUUUAUUUUGCAUUAUUUAAAGAACAAUUAAGUUCAAGUGCUCUUAUUAAUUAAGGAAAACGAAAAUGGAGACCGAUAACAUUAACGUUGAAGAGUUUUUACCUGCCAAGAACACCGUAAAAUUAAAAAAUGUGAAGCGUAGAGCAAUUUCAGAAUCUGGCGAGGGUAUGGAGGUGGAAGAUGAAAAUAACACACAAGAGAAACCUAAACGUACUCGGCCUAAAGCUAAAAAGGCUAAGAAAAACGUUGAACCAAAUGAAAGUAAAGUUAACAUGAGAAAAGUUGCUGUUCCUGCACAUAGAUACACACCUCUGAGAGAGAACUGGCUAAAGAUCUUCACACCUAUAGUAGAGCACUUAUUGUUGCAAGUUCGUUUCAACACUAAAUCAAGAAAUGUGGAGAUAAGGGUAGGCCCGGAGACAAAAGAUGAUGCCAAUUUACAAAAAGCUGCUGAUUUUGUUAAGGCUUUCAUCUAUGGCUUUGAUGUAGAAGACGCACUGGCUCUACUCAGGCUGGACGACCUAUUUGUGGAGUCAUUUGAAAUUAAAGAUGUUAAAACAUUACAAGGAGAUCAUUUAGGAAGGGCCAUCGGCCGUCUAGCAGGAAAAGCAGGGAGGACAAAGUUCACAAUAGAAAAUGUAACAAAAACAAGAAUAGUGUUGGCAGACUCAAAAAUUCACAUUUUAGGCAGUUAUCAGAACAUUGCGCUGGCCAGACGAGCUAUAUGCAACUUGAUUAUGGGGUCUCCACCAUCCAAAGUGUAUGGAAAUUUGAGAAACGUUGCAAAGAGAGUUGCCGAGAGAUUCUAGGUGUAAAUAAAGAACUAUUUAUAAU
Messenger RNA from Bicyclus anynana (squinting bush brown), 903 nucleotides. Its product is annotated as RNA-binding protein pno1. Gene Ontology annotation, cellular component: nucleolus. The coding region runs from base 135 to 878 and encodes 247 amino acids. Lineage: Eukaryota; Metazoa; Arthropoda; Insecta; Lepidoptera; Nymphalidae. The record is from RefSeq and is a predicted model, not a curated record. The transcript is spliced from 3 exons. Gene Ontology annotation, molecular function: RNA binding.